AUGGCUAUGGUGGAGUUAAUCAAGGAAAUGAAGGAGGACAAUCGCUCCAGGAACGAGGAACUGGUGAUGAUGCAACGACAAGCGGCCGACAGAACCGAGGAGCUAAUGAAACUACAUCGCCAGGCUAGUGAUGGAAGACAAGCCCACCCCGAAGGCCGAAUCUACUCCCCCCGAGACAGGAUCAGGCGGAAAGAGAUCACCGCGUCAGAGGACGGGUCCAAUAUAAAGUCAUUCCUGAGCCUAGUGGAGCGGGAAUUCAGGGACUCUGAGGUACCAAUGGAAGAGUGGGGAGGACUUCUGGGAAAAUACCUAACGGGCAAGGCCUUAGCUUUCGUGGAAUUCCUGAAACAGUCCGGAGUAGAUAUGACGGACUGGAACCAUGUUCGAAACAGGCUGUGUGAGAAGUUCUGCUCGCUGACGCGGGAGACAAUGAUAGACAUGUUAGCUGAGAAUCGUUGGACAGGGGACUACUCUGGGCACAUUGCUCGCUUCACGGACGUAGUAUCGAUGGGCGCGCACAUACCCGCAGAGGAACUAGUGACGUGGUUCUUUACGCUACUGCCUCCAGAGAUAGGGGAAAGAAUUACUAGAGAGGGAACUAAGGAGUUUCACGACUGGCAUGAGGCAGCGGCGGCCUUGCGGGACUGGGCCAUACCUCUAGAGGCGUGGCGCGCCAGAAGGAUACGAAGUUUACAGGAGUUCACGGCUCGCGGAAGGCGGCGCCCGGGGUUAGAAGGAAGCGUGAUCACGUCUGGGAGGACCGCCCCAGUGAAGGGAGACGCACGCUCUAGGCCGAACUGGCAGACAGAUGGCCCGAGGGACCAGGACGUAGCUGGACCUGAUGCCAUCUCAGUCCCAGUCUCCCCCAACCCGGGACAGGAAGAGACGGGCGAAGGAGUCAAGAGGAGACACGUGAUGUUGGUGGGAGACCGCAUAGAAACGGGUAACGAAUGCAACGAGAACGAAGGCGGGCAGGCGAAACCGAACGAAACGGAUUUGAAGGGCCAAGAAGAGAAAGGCGAAGCGGUCGAAUGUGGUGAACUCACUCACGGCCCCGGAACGGAGCCCGUAAGGGGGGCAGAAACCGGAAACUCAAAAAACAAGGGGAAAGAGGAGAAUAUCGAAGGAGAUCGGCUAUUACCCGAAUGGCUAUGGUGGCAAGGAGGUGGCGCCCCAGAGCGAACGCUCGAAUAUUUGGGUCCACUUUGUGGAAUCGGCGAAUCUGCAGUACUCGAGUUCGAAAUUACCGGUCCAGGGUACGAAGGACUGCUCGACACCGGAGCUUCACGAAGUUUCAUCCGCCCAGCGGCGGUGGAACAACUGGGACUAAAGGUACGGACAUUGAGGGAGCCUUUCUCAUUCACAGUAGCGAACGGCGCCACCAUACAUAUCGAUAAGGAAGUACCGAGACUGACCAUGUUGUGCGGAGGAGAAUGCUUUACCGGGGACUUCCUGAUCGGUCCCAUACCGUUCCCUAUCAUCCUGGGAAUAGAUUGGUUAGUGAACCACAAGGUAGCCUGGUAUUUUCAGUCAGACAAGCUUAGGACGUAUGUUAACGGCCGAUGGUGCGACUUACCAGUUCUCAGGAAAGGAGGAGAGGCGACCUCCCAAGGGGAAACGACGAACAAGGAUCGGACGAAGACGGCUGCGGACCGUGCUUACGAGGAGUUGGCGGCGCAGGACAUCCUGCAACGAGCAAGGGAGGACACGGCUAACCUGAAGAGGGCGCUUGAAGGCCUACAUUUCGUUUUCGCGUCACCGGCUACGGAACCAGAGCAGAUUAUACACGUGCCAACCGAGGGGCAAGGGCCACUACUUUGCGCACUGGUGGAACACACGAGUUCCACCCCUAACAGGCGGGACUGGACGCACGGGGAGGCUGGCGAGACCUAUGGCACGCCCCAGGCAGACGACGACGAGUCACCAUGGCCUAAAGCUCAACUAUCGUAUACCGAAUUCGACGCGUGGAUGGCAGGACCCGAGGCACCCCGAAUACCAGAGCCGAUCUUGACAGUGUUGCAACAACACAGGAAACUGUUCCCCGAUAGCCUACCAGGCGGACUACCUCCCAAGAGACCCUACGACCAUAGGAUCCUCCUCUUACCAGGCAAACUCCCGACGCGAGCUCCAAUAUACAAGAUGCCGCCCGAUCAGCUGGCCCACCAUAACAAGGAGAUAGCUCGUUUGAUAGCUAAAGGUUGGAUAGGACCCACGUACUCGCCCAUCUGCGCGCCCAACAUAAUGGAUGAUAAGCGGGAUGACGGAAGCGGCGAACGUAAGAUGCGGAUGGUAGUGAACCACCAGGCCCUGAACGCGUUGACUAUUGCACCCGAGUUCCCCAUGCCCAGUGGGCAAACGGUGCUCGAGAUGCUUGGUGGAGCAGCCUACUUCUCGACAUUAGAUCUAGAGGCAGGUUUUCACCAAAUCCGCAUGGCCCGAGAGGACCGCUGGAAGACUCCCUUCCGUUCGGUGCAGGGCCUCUUCGAGUACAAGGUAAUGCCCUUCGGUCUCAAAGGGGCACCUGCGACCUUUCAAGCUAGUAUCAACGCCUACUUACAGCCGUUGCUCGGGAAUGGGGUUAUCACCUACCUCGAUGAUGUCCUAGUCUACAGCGCGAUCAUAGAGUCGCACACCCAACUCCUGAAACAAGUUUUGGGAAUUUUCUAA
This is a messenger RNA of Eimeria mitis, 2667 nucleotides long. RefSeq lists its product as uncharacterized. Gene Ontology annotation, molecular function: aspartic-type endopeptidase activity. The transcript has 3 exons. The coding region runs from base 1 to 2667 and encodes 888 amino acids. The record is from RefSeq and is a predicted model, not a curated record. Gene Ontology annotation, biological process: proteolysis. NCBI's taxonomy places the organism in Eukaryota, Apicomplexa, Conoidasida, Eucoccidiorida, Eimeriidae.